UCCGUUUCAGAUUACUAUUGGUGCUGUUUCUGAGUCAAGGAAACAAAAACAUGUCCGUUAACUAGCAACAGCCACCGGCAGUCACCUCAACAAGUCGUCAAUUCGACCGACUGCUAUAUGAUUUCCAUCGCGUUAACGGCCGACAACCCAGAAAGAUGCCGCAGAAAGCACUGGGAUCCAUUGUAGGUCUUCUUUGUACCGGGACCUGUCUGGUGCAGGGGAAGGAGUUCUGUUUUGGGGUAAACAAUGAGCAGUACCGCUGUGAGAUGGGGUACUGCUGUGGAGAGACAGAGUGCUGCACCUACUACUACGAGCUCUGGUGGUUCUGGUUGGUAUGGACCUUGAUUAUCAUGCUUAGCUGCUGCUGUGCCUACCGACACCGGAGGGUUAAGAUGCGUCUUCAGCAGGAGCAACGUCAACGAGAGAUCAGCCUCAUGGCCUACCAGGGGGCCUCCAGCUCCUUCAUUUCUCCUCCGCCGCUCAAUCUAAGGUUCUGGAACGACUGUAAGCUUCCUGACUAUGAAGAGGUGGUAGGUCACCCCCCGACACCACCCCCUCCUUACUCUGAAAACCCUCCCGAGACUACUCCUGCACUCCCUCCACAAUUGAACCAGCCAGACGCUGCCAUGGUGCCACAACCGCCGGCUGAGGCCGACCCGAGGGCGGACGGUCAGGCCUCAGCCUCAUCAUCAGUCCAGGAAGCUGUGUCGGUGCCGAUUCAAGCACUGUGUCUGCCAGAGGAGAACGUGCAGGCUCCGUUGAUGGCGGCGGCGGAGGAGGCAGAGGAGGACGAGGAGCUCAUCACGCGGCGUCGCCACGUGACUGGUGACUCUGGGAUCGAGGUGUGCGUUUGCCAGCUGGACGUAGACGACGGCUCAGGGCUCGAGGAGGAGAGCGACGAGGAGCAGCGGAUGUGCAAGGUUACUGGUCGGGACUGCUGCUCCGGGCACCAGCAGCAGACCUUCAGACAGAAGGAGCACACCUCUGAGCUGCCCAGCCAGACCGCCAGCACCAGCACUGGGGACCACAUGGUGUGAUCCACAGCCCAACUAACCAGCCAACCAGUGUGGCUUUCUGCUUCACACAGGGUGAUACAAGAUAUCCGUUGCCAUCAUCACCACCACCAGGGACUGCCUGUGUUUUAAUUUCUUUGAACUAACACAUAGGCAUGACGUUAAGAAGAUGAUGAUGAUGAUAGCUAAUUCUUAAUGGCUCCUGAUUAAGAAAGACGAAUAACGCAUUGUGUGGACAAAACUCCUGGCUUAUUUUUUUUUUUGGCUUUGUUUUUCCUUAGCGGGGAAACCAGCAAACACAUUUUGAUGCUCCAUUUGCUAUGUUUUGUUUUUUUUUUCUUUUUUUUUUUCUUAGCAUCAAGUGAGAGAAUGUCAUCGGGUAGUAAGAAGGCAGCAAUUGAUUGUGAAUGAAACCCCUUGCUCCUACCCUUUCCUUGAGCACUGCUGUCAUGGUUCUGUUUCUGUCUCAACACCCUCCUUUGGUCAGAACAUUUUCGGCCAUCCUUCAUCUGACAUUUUAGCUCCGGUGGGAUGGUUUGCUAGGAGCAUACCAGCACGGUCAACAACAUUUCUCCCCCUAUCCCCGCUAUGAAUAAGCAGAGGAGUCAAAAACAAACCGCUUGAAAACUAAGGAUGAUCCUGGAUGAAUUGACAAGAGCACACAUUUUGUUUUUUCCCCCCAAAGCUGCAUAUGUGUGUGAGAAUUCGUGUGUGCGCUGUGAAAUAUAGGGCACAGCUGCAUGGUGAUGUCAGCUCUGAGGUCAUGGCAACCAGCGUCUGGUGUCCUCUGGUGUAAAGUCGGUGGGACUUGUCACAUCUAGAGUAGGGAGACUAUAUACAAAUAGCAGAGGAGAGAGAAAGGGAAGAGUUUGUUAUUUUUUUUUUUUCUGGGUUUUAAAUGUCAUACACCGCCCCUCUCCUCCUAAAGGCCCUUUUUUUUUCCUUUUUGAUAUCCAUACUGUGGUCACCAAUUCAACAUGACUGUAGGUAAUGAGUGACCGGCUUUUAAUGAUUUAUUGAUUGUGCGCACAUGAUCUCUCCACUUCGGUUUCUAACUGCAUUACAUUCAUAGUGAUAGCCAAGAGGGCUAUUUUUUUGAAUCCAUAAAAAGCCUUGUGGUGGCUCUGCAUUAGCAUGUUUUAUUUACCGUGUUAUGUCCGAGUAGUGGCGAGUGGUAAGCAUAUAGUUUUGGAUGUUCAUAGCGAAGGAUGUACUUGCUUUUGUCUUUUCAUGUCGUAACCAGCUAAUGCUUCAGUAAACGCCACAGGUGUCACUAUUAAUUGCAACAAAGCUCCUGACGGGGGGCUGCUAGGGUGUGUACUGGUGAGUGGAUGUUGUAGUGCAGUAGGGAAGGGUUGAGUCUUGUGUGUGUGUAAAUAUCUAGUGCUGUUGCUUCUGGUUGAGAAAUGUAUUCAGCACUAAGAUGGAUUAACUAUCAAAAGCACUGGUAUCUUGCAUGAGGCAUGAAUUUCUGUGACUAUUUUUGAGUUAUUAGCAUUUUCUUGUUGUGCUACUUGCUUUGCUAAUCUGUUGAUGUUGAAUGAUAGUGGGCUACAGUGGCUACACAACUGGGUACCCAGAUGUUGGGAUAAAGAAAUUGGUUUAGGUUUAGAUGCCCUGGAUGUAACUUCUUAGUUUGUUAUGACUGUGUGAGUCAUGCUGUGCUGUUAUGCAGUGCUGGUAGCUAGUUAGCUGGCGUUGUCUUGGCUCUCCGUGGUCCCCAUAGCUCUUUGCAGUGGUAUUUUCCAUUGGCAGCAGAGAGUGGGUGCAUAAGCAACUUGUGGUAGAUACAGGGCUUGCUCUACGGUCUAGUCAGUGUUGGCACAGCUGCAGAAUCUAUUGUGAUUAACUGCAUGCUUCUCUGCAUUCUGUGUCGCUUGCCCUAUAUACUGUAUGUAUUCGAAGCGUAGCAGUCUGGGUGUUGUCAGAUGGUAAAACCACCGCGAAACAAAGUCGUUAUUGGUUGCAAGACGAGCAACAACCGAUAGGUCAGUAAAUGUUUAAUUGAGUGUUUUGUUUGGAACAAUGUUCAACAACUUUAUAUUCGUCUGCUCUGAUACUGUGUGUCUAAAUGGGCACAGUGUAAAGACUCAGGCCGGUCAUUCCGCUUCGCACGUACGUAGAGUGCUGCUCCUGAUUGGGCUGUAUUAUUAUAAUGAUGUGACACUCAAUGGUGCAAUAUUCGGUUCAAGAUCAAUCCAAGCAAGGUGACGGUUUCCUAAAUACAGCGUUUUGGCUGAAUUGGCAGUUUAAACUUCCGCUUAUCGCUUAACAGACUCCAAACGUGUCGUGACAUUUUUAGAUACGGCUCUUGAGCUUAAUUAGUACAGUGUUUUAGCACUGAUUCUGACAAGGACACAAUUAGGAAAUUCUUAAAGUCUUGAAAAGACAUGACACUGAGUUCUGCACAUAAAUGUAUAAUAAUUUUAGGACCCACGCAGCGCAGUGGUCCGUUAAAGUGUUUCCUAUUUCCUCCCAACUACUGUAGCAGCAGCCCGGAGCUCUGUGUCUUUCUUGAAUUCUGUGAUCUACCAUUCGAGCUAAACUACCACACAGCAGUUUUUUUUUGCCCUGUUCUUUAAAUAGGCCUAAUCUCGCUGUUUUGCAGCAGUAGUGAAAGCUUUGUGGUCGUUGUGUUGCGUAGUUGAGCAGUUGCUUAAACGUAAAAGCUAACAUGACAAUGACCUUUUAAGAGAGGCUGUUGAGCAUGACGGCACACCCAUUAGCAGAAGUGAUAUCAGACUUUUUUUUCUUUUUUUUGACCAACACACCUCAAGCUGCCUUGCUGCGUCUCUAGAGAGCAAAUGUCUUGAUUAUGGAGCUGCACAAUAAAAUAUCGCCUCUAAAAUAUGUGCUACUGCCUUACUAGAGUAGAUUUAGUGAAGUGGUUUUGUUCUAAAAAUUCUUUUGAAUGAAAAUAUUUGCUUUUUUCCAAGCAUGAUUGCUUCAGAGCAGAGGAGCGCUUGUGUAUCAAUAGACAACGGCACCUGAGCUUGUUCUACUUGCUUUGUUCGAAGAGGAUGUGGUUUUAAAAACAUUUUAAAGCCACAAGAUUUAAACGGUCACGUGUUCUGUAGAGUCGUACUUGCAUUGGUUUUGUAUCUGAGGAGAGGUUGAGUUUAAAAUAAUGUGUGUCUAGUUAGUUGUGGCACUGAUGGAAUUUGUCAAGACCAGCGUUUGAGUUUGUGCUCGGGACCUGGUCGCAAUUAGUUUGUAGUAUGGUCUGACUCAUGAGGAAAAGUAUGAGGAAAAAUAGUUAAAAAAAAAAAAAAUCUAUUCUCAUUUUUGUUUUCUAUGAUUUUGUUGUUAUUAAUUCUAUUUGUGUGUUUGGAGGACAAAGCUUAACUCCAACACGAGACUGCUUUGUAAUCUUCUUGCAUUUUUUGCUUAUUUGUAUACAUAUGUAGACAAAGUAAUAGGGGAGGGGGGGACGAGGAAUGAGGGAAUAAUAAGGGGUUCUUUUGUGCAUGAGUGAACUGGAGGUCCAUAGUUUUCCCAUUGCCAAACAACUACUAUGCCUCCUAGGUUUUCACAUGUUUACUGAGAUUAAGGGCUAUAUCAGUCAUCAAUCGUGUGUUGUACUGACAAACAUCCAUCCAUCCAUUUUAUCGAGUGACUCGUCUGCUCUGUGCUGUUUAUUUAAAGCCACAGUUGCCGAGGUCCACUAUCUGAAUGGUCAGACAUCUGCAAUGUGAACAUGGUCAGUGUUUUGGAUUUGGAUGUCUUUUUUUUUUUUUUAUGUUGUGGUGGAGCUCAUAUUUAACAACAGCUGAUUGUAUAUGACUGUGUACGUUUUGUUUUAUAGGCUUUAACUUUGCCUUUUUGUUUUGUCAAGCUCAACAGAGGUGCGUGAUGCGACAUCCCUCCAUCCCCCCACCCUGCCCAAUGAGAACCAUUAUUCCUUAUGUAACCGGCUGCAUGUGUGGUUGUGAUGGGAGGUUUUGACUUUGGCUCUUUUGUGGACCGCGACUCCACCAGGCUCCGUCUUGCUAACAAACUGUAGCCAGCGUUGUAGCUGUUUUUAUGUUUUUAUUUCUUUUACCCAGCUGCACCGCUCUGCCCGUGGACCCUUGGAAAACAGGCGGGCACAUCCACUCACGGAGAAGUGUCGACAGAAUAAUCAACCAAAGUUGCUGCCGUCUCCAUGCUACACAGAUCAUCACUGUUUUCCCCAGUGUGUGUGUGCGUGUGUGUGUAUAAAUGUGUGUGUGGUUGUCAUGGCGAUGGUCUGUUUGCUUUCCCACUCUCAGGGUUAUCUUUAACGAGCAGUGCUAGAGUUUGAAAUGAACACAUCUUUGACCCACCAGUCACAUAAAGCCAAAGCAGUUGUUUUAUGGUAAUUGUCUCCCCCUUUGUUGUCUGAUGUUAAUUCUGCAUCACGCACCUCUGUUAGUGUAUUGUACUUUACUCAACUAGGCUAUGCAAAAACAUAAACCUACUGUUAUAUGCUGCGACCGUUUCUCACGUUCUCUGUGUUUUUGUCUGUGGGCACCAGUACAAGCAAUAUAACUCAGUACAUGUGGCACUGUACUGUAAUCUACUUUUGUUGGUGUGUGUGUAUUUGUUUAAGAAAACUUGGGGAAAAAAAAUACUUGUAAUGCUACUAUAAUAAUGUGCUGAGUAUGUAUGCGUCAGUGUCAACUGAGGGGGCUUGAGUUAAAAAGCCAUUCUAGUUUAUAGACUUUUUUUCUUCUAUUAGUGAUUUUCUGCUUGCUUCCUCAACCACUAACACUUUCUACUUCUGGAUAAACCACAUUAUUAAGUUGUGUAAGCCGAAGAAAGAAGUUGAAUAUUUUGUUUUUGUUGGAUGAAUUCAUGUUUGGUCAUAUUUGGUCCAUUUGACACUUUCCCAUCCCUCGUUUUCGUUGCACUAAUUCAAUGUGUUGGUUUUCUCAGUUUAAGCAGAAACUUUCUUCUUUAUUCAUCUUGAUGAAUUUUCACUUACUGAAUAUUUAACGGUUGCCUUUUAAUCCUCAGUUAUUACACCAUCAAUUUCAAACGUUUUAUAUAUUAUACACAUGAAAGACCUCAACAUGGAACACAGUCAGCGUACAUUAGACCAGGACACAUUUGUGUACUUCAGAAUACUUUGUGGACACUCUGAACUUGUGAAAGGAACAGCAUUAUCAGUAUGGUUCCUUCUGUUAAACAACCUUUUCUCAUUUUUUUCCUCAACCAUAGAUAAUACCAAACAGAUGGAGGUCUCAUGGUUGAGCCAUGUGGGUUAUUUUUUUUUUUUUUUGCCAAAAUGAGAAACAUCCUAGUUUGAGAAGUAGGAAGGCAACUACAGUACAAAACAGACCAGACUGUCUACAUUUUUUUGUCCUAAUAACUUCAAACAAGCCAAAAUGAGUAAAGUGGAAAAAGAGGAAAAAAAUUAAAGCACUGAAUGAUAGAUAAAAUGCUUUGUUUUUAGUAAGAAGUCUGCUGUGUACUCGUUGGGUCAUCAUUUGUAUUUUAUUUUUUUAAUAAAACAAACAUUGGCACUCAA
Morone saxatilis (striped sea-bass) is the source of this 6504-nucleotide messenger RNA. It is a transcript of the gene wbp1, whose product is annotated as WW domain binding protein 1. Bases 156 to 1037 code for a protein of 293 amino acids. NCBI's taxonomy places the organism in Eukaryota, Metazoa, Chordata, Actinopteri, Moronidae. The record is from RefSeq and is a predicted model, not a curated record. The transcript is spliced from 4 exons.